Molecule: messenger RNA, 2943 nt
Organism: Oikopleura dioica
Lineage: Eukaryota; Metazoa; Chordata; Appendicularia; Copelata; Oikopleuridae
Source: the annotation of a GenBank genome assembly
AUGGCGGAAUCGGUCACGAUAAAAGUUAUGUGCCGUUUCCGGCCGCUGAACAGCAAGGAACUGGCGAGGCAGGACAAGUUUCUGCCCAAGUUCAUCAGCGACGAGCAGAUCAAGCUCGACGGGAAGACAUACACCUUCGACCGCAUUUUCAACGAGACGACGCAGCAGGAGACCGUCUACAAAUACGCUGCGCAGCCGAUUGUCAAGGACGUCUUAACCGGCUUCAAUGGAACGAUCUUUGCGUAUGGCCAGACGUCGUCAGGAAAGACGCAUACGAUGGAAGGUGUUCUUCACGACAGUAACUUGAGCGGUAUCAUUCCGAGAAUCGUCGACGACAUCUUUAAUCACAUCUACGGCAUGGACGAGAGUAUCGAGUUCCACAUCAAAGUCUCGUACUUUGAAAUUUAUCUGGACAAAGUACGAGACUUGCUCGACAUCUCGAAGACAAACCUUCCCGUGCACGAAGAUGGCAACCGCGUUCCCUAUGUCAAAGGAGCAACAGAACGCUUCGUGGUCUCGCCGGAAGAUGUCAUGGACGUUGUCGACGAAGGAAAGUCUAACCGAUCCGUGGCCAGCACAAAUAUGAACGACCAGUCGAGUAGAAGUCACUCGAUCUUCCUCAUCCAGGUCUCACAAGAAGACAAGACGAAAGAGACCAAGCUCAACGGAAAGCUCUACCUCGUCGAUUUGGCUGGUUCCGAAAAAGUCGGCAAAACAGGAGCAGAAGGCAUCGUUCUCGACGAAGCAAAGAACAUCAACAAGUCUUUAUCCGCCCUUGGAAAUGUCAUCUCGGCUUUGGCGGAAGGUACAAAGACGCACAUUCCUUACAGAGACUCGAAAAUGACGCGAAUUCUGCAAGAAGCGCUCGGUGGAAACUGCAGAACGACGAUCAUCAUUUGCGCCUCCCCAGCCGAAUAUAAUGAAGCCGAAACGAAAUCGACGUUGAUGUUCGGUGUGAGAGCAAAGACGAUCAAGAAUUCGGUCGUGGCGAAUGUUGAACUGACAGCCGAGCAGUGGAGAAGAAAAUACGAAAAGGAACGAGAAAAGAACAAAAAAGCAAACGCACAGAUUGAGUUGUUGAAACGAGAACUCGAACGAUGGAGACGCGGAGAAACAGUGCCCGAAGAGGAGCAAGUCAAUGAAGACGCAGUUCUUCUCGCGAUGAAAAAGGAGCCCUCGCAAGGAGGAGCUGCUUCUAGUAAUCACUCAUUAAUGAUCGAUCCACAAGGUCAAGGUGAUAGUUUCUUGGGAUCCGUCCGUCCUUCUCCCUGCGCGACGCCACUAGGCAGUGCUAAACGCGAUUUCCCCUCUGCUGAAGAAUCCGAGCUGUAUAAACAACUAGACGACAAAGAUGAAGAAAUCUGCUCCUUAUCAAGAGUUAACCAACAACUACAAGCGCAACUAAUGGAGCAGGAAAACCUCAUCGCCUACAUGAAAGGUUCCGACGACCGAAACUCGUCAGAAUACCAGCAAAUCUCCCAAGAACUGCAAAACUCAAAAGAAGAAGUGGCUGACUUAAUGCGCGCACUUGAGGAUCUGGCUGUUAGCUAUGAGCAAAAGGCAGAAGCACUCGGAGAGGCCGGUCGUGAGCGCGAAGCAAUGGAAGAAGAACUCCGACGUAAAGACGAGCAAAACGUGAACUUGUUGAGCGAACUGGAACUCGUCAAGGAACAAAAUCAAGAAAUCCAAACGCGAACGACAGAGACAAUGUCGAGUUUGCUCCGUGACCUGAGCGACAUGGGCAUGGCCGUGAAUCCAGAGAACACGGCCGAGCUCAGCCCCAAAAAGUCCGAUGGUCAGGCUUCAGAAUCUGAAUUCACUUCUGCCAGACUUCUCAUUUCCAAGAUGAAGGGCGAAGUUCUACAGGUCAUAAAUCGAGCGAAGCAAGCAGAAACGAAUCUAACCGAUCAGCACAAAUUAACCGAAGCGAAGGAAAAGGAACUCCAAGAAUACAAGGAAAAGAUCAAACAAUACGAAGCGCGCUCGGUGGAACUCCAGCAAGAUUACAACGAAUCCGAAGCGAAGAAACGAUCGCUAGAAGAAGAGCUUGAUCAAAGGUGCGCAGAGUUGGAGGUGCUAAAACAAGAAGAAAGAAGAGCACAAGAAAAAGUCGCCUCCCAAUCUGAAUCAGUCGAUCAUUUCCGAACGUCAAUGGAAGCUCAAUUGGAAAGUAACCGGGAAUUCCAUGCUCGUCAAGUAAAACGCCUUCGCGAGCAGAUCGAAGCCAAGAACACCCAAGUAGAGUCACUCCGGGCAAAGAACAACGAAGCGCACGCCGAGUCCGACCGAAUCAAGUCCGAAUACGCCCAGCUGCAGAGACAUGCCUCUGAGAAAGAGGGCAAGCUCAAGGAGAUGGAGACGAAACACGAACAAACGAACCAGGCGAAGAAUGAUCUUCGAGGCUUGGAAGAAACUGUUGGCCGAGAACUGCAGACACUUCAUAGCUUGAGAAGAAUGUUCGUCAAGGAUCUCCGAGAGCGUGUCAGAAAAGCUCAGGGCGAAAGUACCGACUGCGAUUUGGUGGAAGGAUCGACCGCGCAAAAACACCGAAUCGGCUUCUUAGAAACGAAUUUAAACCAACUUACCACUGUGCACAAGCAAUUAGUGCGUGAUAACGCAGACCUCAGAUGUGAAUUACCGAAACUAGAAAAGCGACUUCGAGCAACAGCCGAUCGUGUCCGAAGCCUUGAAUCUGCUCUGCGAGAAGCAAGAGAGGGUGCGCUGAAGGACAGGAGAAAGUACCAGGGAGAAGUCGAGAAAAUCAAGGAAACUGUACGAGCGCGAAACAUUGCCAGAAGAGCUCAACAGGCGAACAUUGCCCGUCCUGUUCGCCGGCCAGAGGGCGCCCUUGGUGGCAGUGGAAUCCGAAGACCCGUCCGCUCGCCGCAAGAAGAGCCACAAGGUGGCAUUCGCAAAUGGCCCGCGUCCGUCAAUCGCUCAUGA